CUUGAGGGGGGCGGAGCGACGCUGUCGCCCUCGUGUCAGCCCCGCCCCUUCGGCGUCGAGCGCGCGCCUUUCUCUCGUUACCUGACAGGAGAGGCGGCAACGACGACGACAUGGCCCCGCGCAAGAGCCCCAAGAGCGGCAGCCCCGGCCCCGGCCCCAGGAGAGAGGCAAAACACGGAGGAAACAAGAAUGGCAAGAGGGAAGGCAUUUCUGGAAGUUCUUUUUUUACAUGGUUUAUGGUAAUUGCACUGCUGGGAGUGUGGACUUCAGUCGCAGUGGUUUGGUUCGAGCUUGUUGAUUAUGAGGAAGUUCUAGCCAAAGCAAAGGACUUCCGUUAUAACUUGUCAGAGGUACUCCAAGGAAAACUUGGAAUUUAUGAUGCGGAUGGAGAUGGAGAUUUUGAUGUGGAAGAUGCUAAGGUUUUGCUAGGCCUGACCAAAGAUGGCAAUAAUGAAAAUAUUGAUUCACUUGAGGAAGUCCUUAAUAUUUUAGCAGAGGAAAGUUCUGAUUGGUUUUAUGGUUUCCUCUCAUUUCUCUAUGAUGUAAUGACUCCCUUUGAAAUAAUAGAAGAAGAAGAGAGCGAUGCAGCAGAUGAUGUUGAUGGUACGUCACAGAAUGAAGGGGUUCACGGGAAAAAAACAUGUGUUAUUGUGGAUUUACAGAACCAGUGACCUCAGUUUGAGGACAGAGUUCAGUGACUAAUGAAAAUGUCCAUCAAUCAAAGAGCAACAGGGUUCUGGGCUAAAUGGAGUAAUCUCCUCUUCCCCAAUGGACAUACCAGCCAUAUAAUAUAGACUCAUUUCUCAAAAAACUUUUUAGAAACUUGCAGUUGAGAGACGAACUGAAGUAACACGCUUAUUAGUAGCAAGGUAAAAGUGUCUUCAGUUAUGUGGUUGGGUUCUGUAUGGUUUUGCUUCAGCUUGUGCAUUCCUACCACUAACCUGUACAUGCACUAUGAUAGUAACUUGUAUUAUUAACCUUCAAAUGGUUCAUCUUUCUAACACAGUGUUAAUUGGCUGUAAAACAUUAUGGCAUGACUAACAUAUCGUGUAUAUAUUUAUAUUUAAUAUUAUAAGAUUCUGCCUCUAUAUGAUUAAAUAAUUUUUUUGAAAUUGUUUGAUUUUUGCUAUCAAUGAUUAUUCCUUAAUUUUCUGGUUUUUUAAAUGAUUUUACAGAUUUUAUUGAAAAUAGAUGUUAAAAUUUGUUAUUUAAUCAUUAAACCCAUUCAUUAUUUGAAAGAAAUAGUACGUAAUUCUUAUUGUAUAUUUUGAAAAAGAUGUUUCAUUCUUAGUUUCUUCUUAUGCUAUUUAUAUCUCAAAGGCGGUUUUGUUUGUAACAACUUAAUGGACAUUUUAUGAAAGUGAGAAUCUGUAAAUAUGUAUUUUUCCUGUAAUGUCAAGCUAAUUAAAGAUAAUCAAUACAAACUCUUCUAAAGUGAAUGAUUUACUUGAGUUUGAUUGAUUUCCUCACCUGCUGUGUCCCUAACUUAUCUCAAUUAGAGAUGACUAUUAUACAAAUGACCUAAUUCAGUAAUUUCCUUUUCUAUGUUUUUAUGCACCAACAUACCCUUCUGGAAUUGGUGUGUGUACAAAAGUUUCUGGAAAGAUGGGGAAGGGUGGGCUAGAUACAUUUUGGCCUUGCACUGCAUGCAUACUACUGAGCAAAUGCCCAGCCCCUUUGAGCUAAUAUAAUUACUAAAGUAGAUGAAGCAGUAGUGGUUUCUAUUAUUCAUGCUGCUAUUGGUGUGAAAACUGUGAAUGCUCAAAUAUGGGCUUCCUUCAUAAUGCUGAGCAUCUAAUACUGUGGAACAGUAUAUAUGUUGCACAAAUAUUUGUUUGCUUUGUUGUGGUUCUAACGUAUGAAUGGUUUGUAGGGAAUGUAUGUUUUAUGUUAUUUAUUCCAACCAAAUUAGUAAGAUGAACCCUGGAUUUCUGUGACCACCUUCAACUAUAUCUGUUGCAGAGCAUAGAUAAAGUUUCAUAUGUAAUAAAACUUGACAAUUGUAUGCAAUUCUUGCAAAAAUAACUAGAAGCAAACUAUUGAUUUGUUGGUGGAUGCAGUAUGCUAAGUGUCAAAAAAUUAGGAAUAUUUUGGAAAUCAUAAUUUUUGACCAAACAAUAGACUAUACUUGCAAAAAACUGAUCCUUAUAGUUUGAUGUAGCUUUUGUUUUAAAAAGAAUGUCUGAUAACUUGCUUUUAAGAUGAUUGUUUAAUUAAUAUAAACCCUCUUUAAUUAAUUGAAAUCCACCAUUGAUAUGGAACGUGAUGUGGUCUCACAGAGGGGGUGACACUAUUUUGUACAACUUUACUCACCAUGCAAAGUAUGAAAGCAUUCAAGGGUGAAUUUACACUUAAAAAUGACCAUUACACACAACUUAACUUCGAAUAAUUAAGGAUUUCAGUCCAGGUACUGAUCCUGCAAUGUUUAACCAUUAUGGGGGAUUUUGAUAAUGUCCAUAGUAAGUUAGUUGUCUCUAGCCUGGCAUAUUUAUUUACAUUAACUCUUGGGGAGGAAUUGAAAUAAUUGAAACCUCUUUUCAGGUUUAAAACAAAGGGAGUGUCAGGGUACCAAAAAUAAAUUCAAAUAACUAUGCUGUGCUAAAAUAUUACAAAGGUAUUCUGUCUUGGUAGAAAUGGAUUUAGUUAUUGUAAAUGUCAGAACAGGAUAUAAAUCUUUAAUAUUAAUCUGAAUUUUCCUCAUAGACAAAACUGUACAGAAUAAAACAUCAAAGAUGCUUAAAUUAACUUGCAUUUGAGCUGUCCAGUAUUAAAAAGUAUUUCUUUUAAAGGAAAAAAGGAAACAAAGAGAAAAAGGUAGUAUUUUUGCCAUAAUGGAAGAUACUUCAUAAAAAUUGAAUUGUUCAAAAUGCUUGGGACCAGAAAUGUUUCGAUUUUAGAAUUUUGUAAUAUAGAACAAGUAUUUGUAUAUGAAAUGGUGUAAGUUAGCAGUGGAGGCAGCAGUAAGCACUGGUCACCAGACACACAUUAUUUGGGAUUCCCAAUCUGAGGAGAGAAGAUGACAUGCUCCAAUUUGCAGCUAAACUUUACACAAGUGGUGCUGCUCCUUUUUCACCACUAUAUCUUAGCUGAAGUAAGGCCUAAACUGGGAUAUGGGAGUAUCGACUACUGACAGCUAUAUUCAGCCUUGUUCCAGAUUCUUCUCUGCACCAAAACAAACAAAGAAACCAGCCAGCUCACCUCUCCCUUCUGCUUACACUGACAGAGUUCGGAUUCUAGUCCGUGCCUUUCCUAUCCAAGUCUUCUGACAGGGGAACCUAGUAAUUGCAGCCAACUCUAACAGUGGCAGUGGUAGGCUGCUAGCUGCCUGAUUCUACCUUUGAGGUAGCUGCUGGGGUGCUCCUGCAGAUUUAGCUGGAGAGAGAAGCCAGAAUCUGUGAAAUAGUGUGAGUUAUGAAUUCUCACCGUUUCACAGAUCCCAACAUUUUGAAUUAUGAAGCAUUUUGUAAUUCUGGAUAAAGGAUAUUUGACCUGUAUUGUGGCUAUUGUUGUUAAGAUUUUAAAAUGAAAAGGAUAAAAAGACUGAUCAUUAGUAAUGACAGGUAGAGUAUAUUUUACCCGAAAUGCUUGGAACCAAAAACAUUUUGGAUUUGGAUUUUUUUCCAAUUUUGGAAUACUUUUAUUUACAUAUAAUUAAAUAAGAACCCUUAAAGAUGCUUCAACUGCCAGUGUGCAACAUCCACGCCCUGCAGAUCCUUCACAGAUGCAGCUGUGCUUUCCUCACAGCCAUGCACCCUCCUGUGCUCUGGGGAAGGGGGGGGUACCAGAGGUUGGGGAAAGAUGGAAAAAGGAAAUGUGAGGCACAAAAGGUGCACAAGAGGCCUUUUUCCUGUUUAAACCAUGUCUGGCUUAUGAUUGUGGCCAUGGCUCGGCCACCUUUGCUGGUGCUGAUGCUGCCCAUCAUUCCUACUCUCCCUCAGAGCCUCAGUGCAAAAGCAAGCAAGCGUGCAAAGUGGCUAGAUUUGCUCUGACACCAUUCAUCUCAGUGGGGUGCUGUUCUGGGCAUGUGAUGAGGUAGAUUGUCCUUUUCUUUCUGCCACUGAGCCACCACCAACAAUGCCAAGAGGGGGAUGGAGGUGGAGAACUAGAGGCAGCUUCAGCAACAAGAUGAUACUAUGAAAUGAAGAUUCAUUUUCAAACAGGUGGUUAGUCAAAACUGCAAGCAGUCCACGUUCAAACUGAAGAAUCCCAUUGAGGAGACAUAAAUUGCAGUGAAUAUCACAAGGUGAGACGAUAGUCCCUUCUAAGAUCCCAAAUCUGAUUUCCAUAGAUAGAAUCAUAGAGUUGGGAGAGAUCUCAUGGGCCAUCCAAUCCAACCCCUUGCCAUGAAAUGGGAAAAUCACACUCAAAGCACCCCCGACAAAUGACUAUCCCACUUGUGUGUACAUGUCACUAACAGGAUGCCAGCUUUAGAAUCCACCAUUGUGUGUUUUUAACCCCAGAUCCAAUGGGGGAUGCAGAACAGCUAAAACCCUAAGUCCAACUGAGAAUAUUAAUUGGAGAACUCCACUUAUAAAACAUCAAACUAACAUUUGGUUUUCCUGAGAAAUCUAUAUGAACUGACUUCAUGAAGCUAAUGAGAUGAGAAUAGUUUCAUCAGGAGUAGAAUCAUAGAGCUAGAAGAGACCUCAUGGGCCAUCCAGUCCAACCCCCUGCCAAGAAGCAGGAAAAUUGCAUUCAAAGACCCCUGACAGGUGGCCACCCUGCCUCUACUUAAAAGCCUACAAAGAAGGAGCCUCCAUCAGUCCAGGGCAGAGAGUUUCACUGCUGAACAGCUCUCACAGUGAGGAAGUUCUUCCUGAUGUUCAGGUGGAAUCUUAUUUCCUGUAGUUUAAAGUCAUCGUUUCGCAUCCUAGUCUCUGGGGCAGCAGAAAACAAACUUGCUCCCUCCUCCCUAUGACUUCCCCUCACAUAUUUAUGCAUGGCUAUCAUGUCUCCUCAACCUUCUCUUCUGCAGACUAAACAUGUCCAUUUCUUUAAGCCACUCUUCAUAGGACUUAUUCUCCAGACCCUUGAUAAUUUUAGUAGCCCUCCUCUGGACACAUUCUAGCUUGUCAACACCUCCCUUCAACUGUGGUGCCCAGAAUUGGACACAGUAUUUCAGGUAUGGUCUGACCAAGGCAGAAUAGAGGGGUAGCAUGACUUCCCCGGAUCUAGACACUAUACUGCUAUUUAUGCAGGCCAAAAUCCCAUUGGCUUUGUUGCCGCUUUAUCACAUUGUUGGUUCAUAUUUAACUUGUUGUCCACGAGGACUCCAAGACCUUUUUCACACGUACUGCUGUCAAGCCAGUUGUCCCCCAUUCUCCUAUCUUUGCAUUUCAUUUUUUCUGCCUUAGUGGAAUAUCUUGCAUUUGUUCCUGUUGAACUUCAUUUUGUUAGUUUUGGCUCAUCUCUCUAAUAAAUAAAGGUAAUAAAGUCCAAGGUCAACCCAAAAUCCAAAUGCCAAAGUCUAAGAGAUAGUCCAAAGUUCACAAAUCCCAAGAUCACCAACCGUCUGAGGCUAUAGCUCCAAACACUGACAUUGCUACCAGCAACAAGAUGAAACUCCUGAGAACCUUUUAUGUAGGUUCUCAGGUGUUGCCUGUUGAUGGCUUGUUUUUUAGCAAAUCAGGUGGACCUGCAAACUUGAGCCUUUUUCCUUUGCAAGACUAAAAGCAAAAAGUUUCUUAUUUUAGGCCCCUUCUACACUGCUAUAUAAAAUCCAGAUUAUCUGCUUUGAACUGAAUUAUAUGGCAGUGUAGAAGGAGUCUUUGAGUUCUUUGGAAUUCUGUUUUCCAGAUAAGAGAUGUUCAGUCUCUAUUAAUUCACUAACUAACUAAGAUUCGAAAAGGAUCUGAUAUAGGAGCCUAAAGGCGUGAGUACUGAGCAAUAUUCCUUUAAAAAGCACAUUCUGUUCUGUUACGGACAUCACAAUUUAAGGAAAGUUGUAAACUGCAAUUGUCCCAAAUUAGCCACUGAAAUUAAUGAAUGACACAGAUCUCCAGUGUAUUGAGGAAAUGUUCGGCAGGAGUGGAAAUUUAUUCAGGAAAACUCACAAAAAGUGACACGAUAACUCAUAUUCGUAUCUUUUAAAGGUUGUUCUCUGUGGCCCCAAAGGGAACCAAACAAGUAAGUCCACAUUACCAAAAACUGCAUUAAAAAUACAUAAGUAUUAGGAAAUACUUGUUGUAAAAAGAAGCUAUUAGCAGUGAAACAGACUGAUAGAUGAAAUGGUACCUACAGUAGAGUUUCACUUAUUCAACACGUGCUUAUCCAACGUUCUGGAUUAUCCAACACAUUUUUGUAGUCAAUGUUUUCAAUACAUCAUGAUAUUUUGGUGCUAAAUUCGUAAAUACAGUAAUUACUACAUAGCAUUACUGCAUAUUAAACUACUUUUUCUGUCAAAUUGGUUGUAUAACAUGAUGUUUUGGUGCUUAAUUUGUAAAAUCAUAAACUAAUUUGAUGUUUAAUAGGCUUUUCCUUAAUGCCUCCUUAUUAUCCAACAUAUUCACUUAUCCAACAUUCUGCUGGCCCGUUUAUGUUGGAUAAGUGAGACUCUACUGUACUUGUUCUUAACACCUUUAAGGAGUCACUGUGAAUUCACAAGGGUUGCAUAGUAAUGUACUAGUUUCUUACAUUUUUACGGCUUCUUGAUUGUGCUUGAUAGUUCAAAUAUUGCAAAAUGGCUGUACAGCACAUGUGUCAAACUCAAGACAUCCAGGCCAAAUCUAGCCCAUCACGUCAUUUUAUAUGGACUGUGAGAUCCAGAUGCUCCCUGGGCUGUCACUGCCCCCUCUUCCAACGAAUGGUUGCAUCCUAGUUGCGAGAGUGUGUCCGUGUCUUGGAGACUGCAGAUGAACAGGAAUCGGCAAUGCUGCUGCUGUUUUAGCUGCACUGAGAAGAUGCUGAUCAUGUAUUGCCUCUUGCAGUUGAAGCUUGAAUAUCUGGGUGACAGCAUGCAAGGCAGGUGGUGGCCUCUCCUUUUAAACCCCCAGGCCUGGUCAGCCUUUUCCCUGAGGGGCCAGAGUUGGAGCUGGAGGUGAAUGCUUCAAAAAGCCAAAGCCAUGUUUGGUCCAUUUUCCUCUUAGUGGAAUACAGUGGCCCUCACUCUGUGGCAAAAAUUAGGAAUAGCAUUUUGAAGAAAUGUGGCUCCCCACCUUCGUUGUUCUUCACAGGGGGUCUGGGGAUAAACAGGAUACAUGAAGUUUCAGCCAAUCUUGGCAAUCGGUGGAUGGCUUUCAUGGAGUGGGGGAGGUAGGCUUUUAAUACAAGAGCAACAUAGUUUCACCAUCAUUUAUUUAUUUAUGUAGUGACAUGUACUGUAUUAGACAUUCAGUUCCAAGGCAACAUAAUUACAUUUAUACAGUCUUCUUAUUACAAACAGCUCUUUGAGAGCAACCAUAAGGUUAAUGUGGCUAAUCUGAAAAUGAGUUUGACACCCCUGCUCUAUAGUGUGUCUGGGAAUCACAGGUGUGCAUUUCUAUUUAAUCUCCAAAUAAAAAUUUGUGUGUGUGAUUUUGUAUAUGAAUAGGAAAUGCAGUGGCUGAUUAGUAUUCCCAAGGUUGCUUAGAAAAGUUAAACAUCAAAACCUGGACAACUGAAAUAGUGAAGCAUUUGCACAGUGCAAAAACUGUAAUCAGUACAAAUUCUCAGCAAGGAAAAUGAUAGUUUAGAAGGUGGCACGCAGAAUAUAUAAUAUUUAAAGGUUGUUUGGUUUUGUUGAUGUGAUUGAAAUCUACAGUGGUUCAUGCUCUGGAAUGGCCUUUGUAGAAGCAUUCUAGCUUCAUAGUAUAUCCAGUUCAACUAAACAUGUUUACCUGAUUGACUACUCUUUGAGGGAGUACUUUGUGCAACACAAACCUUCUGAAGUUGCUUUUAUUUUCAGCAUCUUAGGAUCUUCAAGGGUUGUUUGUCUGGACUUUUUCUGUUCUUAAUUAGAUAAACAAAAGCAUUCAGCUUUGCACAGACUAGAAAAUGCAGUCAGAACUUAAGUACUCAUUCUGUCAUGAGGCUGGGUCAGGUGCAUGCGACAGAAAGAGCAAUUUUCCCCAGGGCCGUUUUGUGGCUCCUGGGACUUGCAAAUGGUAUCUAAGGAGUUUGGAGGACUUUUGUUUUACCCAGAAAGGUUCCAAAACAUGGUGAAAAUGCCCUAUGUCCCACAGAAGGUGUUUAUAGCUGACGAAGAUAUGAUUUUAUUUUGUUAGAACAAGUGUGGCGGUGGACUGUAGCUACAGAGGAUUGUUUUCUCCACUUUUUAAAUUACACAGAGAGACCAUACUUGGAACAGCUCAAGCGAAGGAGAGGAUCUGUUUAUCUGAAGAGUUGCAAGGGGGUAUAAUAUAAACUGUAUUGCUGAUUUUAAAAUUUGUACAUUUAUGCAAAUACAUAUAGGGAAAAGAAUAUAAAUGAGGGGAAAGAAUAAAAACGCACCUUGAAAAAAUGGGGGCAGGGGAGCACUGAUGUCAACCGUCAUCUUUUAGGCACACAAGAGUGAAGGCAUUGACAAGAAACAGAGGUGGGAAGUGUUCCCAUUCCCACUUUCCCAACCUGGAGAAAGAAAGACAACUCUCGCCUUGUCCUCACUUUUUUUAGCUGGAGCAGAGUUUAUCUACCAUUUUGGGAACUUGAAAUGUAACAGAGCAGCCGUGACCAUUUUUAAUAAGGGCUAAUUGCAGAUAGAUUGCAGAUAGACCUCAGUGGCUAUUUUUAAUAGUGCCAUAUAAUAAGUCCCAUUUUAAAAAUGGCCACCACAAUUUCUCUGCAAAGAAUCUCAUGCAAUAAGCUUUUAUUAAAAAUGUCCACUGCUUCUCCAGUUCACUUCAUGUGACCAAAAUAGCUCCCACAAAUUGCUGAUGAACUCCAAAGGCUGAAAAAGAAGGUAAGGAUGAAGGGAGGUCUGCCUUUCUUUUCUUUUCCUUUUUGCUCCAGUUUGGGCAAUUGAGGGGUAAUGUGGUAGGAGUAUUUUUCACCUCUGCUUGCCACUGCCUUCAUGCUGUGUCUCUGUUCCAGUAUUGGCCCUUGUUUAAGCCAACCCAGGUUUUUUGUCAUUUUAAAAUUUAUACAAGAAUACAUAUGCAAUAGAUAAUUUUCGCUUCCUUUACCUACCCACCAACUAACUGAAAUGGCCUUCUUCUCAUUCCCCAGUCUGGUCCUUUCUCUCCCACAGGUGCUUUUCCUCUCUGCUUAUCAAUCUAGAUUGUUUUUCCGAUCCUCUCGUUUUUUUUCCCCUCCUGGUGGAGCUUUUGUGGGGGGAUUUUACUCCCCUAUCCCACACUGCUAUGUCUUUCUGCUGGUGAUUGUUAUGUUGGCUUGCUCCAACUCUCCCAACUUUAUUAUUUGAAAACUUAGCAGCCUGUUAUUUUUAAGGUCUGAUGAAAUCAUGCUGUUUCAAAAUGGUAAGUCUGAUUUUUCAUUUAGUGUGUAUAGUUCUUAAAUAUUUAAAGUAAUGCCUGUAAACUGUUUCCAUCUUAUAAAAAAUAGGAGUGUUACCUGGAGGGGUUACCAAGAGAAAAGCUAAAAUUAAAG
Anolis carolinensis (green anole) is the source of this 9522-nucleotide messenger RNA. It is a transcript of the gene asph, whose product is annotated as aspartate beta-hydroxylase. The transcript has 5 exons. Gene Ontology annotation, molecular function: protein binding; peptidyl-aspartic acid 3-dioxygenase activity. The coding region runs from base 111 to 671 and encodes 186 amino acids. The record is from RefSeq and is a predicted model, not a curated record. Lineage: Eukaryota; Metazoa; Chordata; Lepidosauria; Squamata; Anolidae. Gene Ontology annotation, biological process: peptidyl-aspartic acid hydroxylation. Gene Ontology annotation, cellular component: membrane; endoplasmic reticulum.